Manis pentadactyla (Chinese pangolin) is the source of this 582-nucleotide messenger RNA. RefSeq names its product mesogenin 1 (gene MSGN1). Gene Ontology annotation, molecular function: protein dimerization activity; RNA polymerase II cis-regulatory region sequence-specific DNA binding; DNA-binding transcription factor activity, RNA polymerase II-specific. Lineage: Eukaryota; Metazoa; Chordata; Mammalia; Pholidota; Manidae. Gene Ontology annotation, cellular component: nucleus. The record is from RefSeq and is a predicted model, not a curated record. Bases 1 to 582 code for a protein of 193 amino acids. The transcript has a single exon. Gene Ontology annotation, biological process: regulation of transcription by RNA polymerase II; mesoderm formation.
AUGGACAACCUGCAGGAGCCCUUCCCCAGCCUUGAGGAUGGCUUGGGUGCCUCCAACAGCCCCGGCCUGCUGUCCUCCUGGGACUGGAAAAGCCAGGCAGGGCCCUUUGAGUUGAACCAGGCCUCCCCAACUCAGAGCCUCUCUCCAUCUCCAUCGCUGGAGUCCUAUUCUUCUUCACCGUGUCCAGCUAUGGCUGGGCUGUCCUGUGGGCAUGGAGGAGCCAACAGUGGGGGCAGCGAUGGCUGCAGUGGCCAUGGGCCAGGUGACCUGGUGGAGGUGGACUACAAUAUGUUAGCUUUCCCGCCUGCCUAUCUGCAGGGUGCUGGUGGCCCCAAGGUCCAGAAGGGCACCAAAGUCAGGAUGUCUGUCCAGCGGAGACGGAAGGCCAGCGAGAGGGAGAAGCUCCGGAUGAGGACCUUGGCAGAUGCCCUGCACACCCUCCGGAAUUACCUGCCACCUGUCUACAGCCAGAGGGGCCAGCCGCUUACCAAGAUCCAGACGCUGAAGUACACCAUCAAGUACAUCGGGGAGCUCACAGACCUCCUGAACAGUGGGAGAGAGCCUAGGCCCCAGAGUGCUUGA